AUGCCAGAGCACCGCAGAGCAUCUGUACCAAGCUACAAGGAGCGAUCAACAGGAGGAAUCGCACAAAGCAGUCCACAGUCUGGUGAGAAUUCAUAUUUUGGGGGGUCUGUUGCAGCUGUGGGGCAAAAGGAUACCCGCCGAUGUUUUUCCUGCAACCAGAUGGGCCAUGUGAGGACUGGCUGUCCACAUAAGAAGGAACCAACUUCACCUGGACAGCCUGUUGUGAUGCUUGUGUCUGGUAAGCCUGAGAAUCUACAUCAUCAUAUGCAGUCUGUGAUUGUGGGGGACAAAGUGACUCAGGGACUAAGAGACUCAGGUUCUAAUUUGUCUCUGGUGCGUCCAGAGAUGAUAAACACUGGGGACAUUAUACCUGGAAAGACUUUGUCCAUAAAGGGAGUGGGUGGGAGCCACCCAAAGGUGCCUGUGGCAAAAGUUUUCUUGGAUUGGGGUGCGGGGAGAGGUCUAAGGGAAGUGGGUGUAACUAAUGAAAUUCCUGUAAAUGUCUUGUUGGGGAAUGAUUUGGGUUACAUGAUAACUGCUUUUGUGCCCUAUGACCAGGUCUCACUAGGUCCAGCCGCGCUGGAGUGUGGCCACCCACCUCAACAGGUAAUUGUAAAAAGUACAAUGCAGCAAAGUAACUGGGAGGGAGGACUGGGAGGCAGGAGCCAGAGUCAACCAGUGCCUGAACCAGUGUUGUCCCAAAGUAGGGAUAAGAAGGGAGAGGGGGAGGAGAGGUUUCCUCUAGGAGUCUCCCUGGUGCAGCCCGGUAGUAUACCGGCAGUGAGGGAUUUCCAGCGUGUAAUCCCUGAUCCUGUACCCAAAAUGCCUGAAGUCUUGAGUGGGGGUCAGCAGCUACGCCAAGCUCAGGAGUCAGUGCAGAAGCAUGAGGGACAGGUGGUUAGGACUCAGAGUAGGGUCCUAGUGGAUAAUGCCACUCAGACUGGGGAGAGUGAUGGUAGUAGUGGGCCAGGAAUAGCCCUCAUGCCAGAACCAGUACUGAGGGGCGGUCAGGUGGUCAGUACUAAGGAGGAAAGGCUGACAGUACCAGGAGUUGCUCCCAAGUCAGAUAGCAACAAAGUAGUUUUUCCAGAAGUCCAGAGUAUUAAGGACAAGCCCAGUGGUUUAUGCCAACCCAAGACUAAGCAGGUCAGUGGAGACCAGGGUGGCAUCAAGGGGGUGGGAGGCCUCCAACUACUUUCUAUGUCUAGGCCCAGGGAAUGGGAGAUUAGAGAUAGGCUGGAGGGCCCCUCAGUGAACAAGGUGGGAGGAAUAGGUCAGAUGCCUGAGGAGAGCAGUGAUAGACCAUUGCCUACUAUGCAAACCUGCACUCUGUCCAGAGACAGUGCAGAUAGAGGCAAAAUGGGAAGUAUACCUACAUCAAACCAGUCCAGUACCUGGGAUUAUACUGAUACAGCCCUCAAGGAACAAGACUUUAGGCCGGGGAGGUAG
Messenger RNA from Xenopus laevis (African clawed frog), 1449 nucleotides. RefSeq lists its product as uncharacterized. NCBI's taxonomy places the organism in Eukaryota, Metazoa, Chordata, Amphibia, Anura, Pipidae. Bases 1 to 1449 code for a protein of 482 amino acids. The record is from RefSeq and is a predicted model, not a curated record. The transcript has 2 exons.